Ruditapes philippinarum (Manila clam) is the source of this 2718-nucleotide messenger RNA. RefSeq names its product serine/threonine-protein kinase MARK1-like. Gene Ontology annotation, cellular component: cytoplasm. The transcript has 14 exons. Gene Ontology annotation, molecular function: ATP binding; tau-protein kinase activity; protein serine/threonine kinase activity. The record is from RefSeq and is a predicted model, not a curated record. The coding region runs from base 96 to 2669 and encodes 857 amino acids. Gene Ontology annotation, biological process: protein phosphorylation; intracellular signal transduction; microtubule cytoskeleton organization. Lineage: Eukaryota; Metazoa; Mollusca; Bivalvia; Venerida; Veneridae.
UUGCCUUGUCAUAGCAACGUUAAGAAGGGUUGCAGCAGUCAAGUGAAAUAAGCCAUGAUUAUUUUGUGUGGGUUAUGAUAAUGUAAUUGAUAAGAAUGGGGUUACAGGGUAAGACUCGCGCGUCUAAUAAUAGUUCAUUUGGACAGGCUACGUCAACGGGCAAUAGAAAACAAAAUCAAAGCAGUUCCGCUACGAAAAAUUUACAACAGAAGAAAACAAGAUUUGUAACGCAGAAGGAACCAAGCACAGAUACUACGACAAAACGCCGUACUGUAAGUUUUCAGAAAUAUAAACAUGUUGGAAACCUUUCACUGAAAGGGCACGGUGUGAAGCAAGAUAAAAAGAAGGUUGAAAAUAACUCUCCACGGAAAGAGUCAUCUCCCUGCAAGCAGAAGCAGCAGAAACAGCAGCAGAAGCCGCAGUCAAUUUUUAUAACUCCACCAUGUAAUUUUAAUGAAAUAGUGGCUGAUGUUAUUCAUGCAGACUGUUAUAACCAUGGUUACAGGAUAGAGAAGACUAUUGGAGAAGGAGCGUACGCUAAAGUUAAACUUGCCGAGGCUUUACCGUCAAAACUCGCGAGACUUCCAGAUAUGGAUUCUCAUAUUGAUCACGAGGGAAAUUUAAAGGUGGCUAUAAAGGUUAUAGAGGCAAAGAACGUACCAAAGGAGUUCGUGCAGAAAUUCCUUCCACGAGAACUGGAAAAUCACUGCCCCAUGCCGCCUCAUCAAAACGUGGUUCGAGUGUUUGAGCAGUUUAGGUCUACUGACCGUUUCUACGUUGUCAUGGAGUACUGUAACCAAGGUGACCUACUUGACCUAAUUAAUGGUCGGAUUAGUGAGAGUUGUAAGGGGCUCGGGGAAGACAGGGCAAGGUCACUGUUCCGCAUGUUAACGGAGGGGAUGCAUCAUAUCCAUACCAACGGCAUUGUUCAUAGGGAUUUAAAAUGUGAGAAUGUGCUACUGGACAAGGAACUUAACUUAAAAAUAACAGAUUUCGGAUUCUCCACAAGAUUUGUGCCAGGUCAGAGUUCGUUGUUGAAAACCUCAUGUGGGUCCUAUGCCUAUACGGCUCCGGAAGUCAUAAAACAGAAACCUUACGACGGUACCAAGUCCGAUAUCUGGAGUCUCGGUAUAAUUUUGUUUGCCAUGCUGAACGGUCGUCUGCCUUUUAACGACGCACAGCUCGCAGAUCUGGAAGAAGAUCAGAAAAUGCAGAGACUUCGUUUUGAGCGCUCAGUGUCUUUUGAAUCUAUGGUUCUUGUCAGACGUAUCUUACAGUACAAUCCGACCAAUCGCCCUUCAACGGCUGUCAUUCUAAGUGACCCCUGGCUAACCGGUAAACGUUUGAUUCCUCGUCAAUCAGCAAAAUCAAUAAAACCAAAAUGGACGAAUUCAUACCAGCCACAUCCACCGGACAAAGAUGGCGCUGAUAAGAUUGAGCUUUCUGGAAACCCAGUGUAUUACAAAAGUACAGUACCAGAACGAGGCUCCGAAGCAACCGUGACGGUGAAUCAUGAGAAGAACGAAACUGUCACUUUAAAGAGUAGGAAAGGAAACAAGAAGAACAUUUGGAUAACUGGACCAACGGAGCGUCCAAAAACUUGGCCUCGUACUAACAAACCAACAGAACAGCAGACGACAAAUAAGACAGCAGCGCGUGGCAAGUACCGUGGUGCAUCCGCUGGUACGCGUAAAAGUCGCACAGCGGUUGUCGCUAACCCAUCGGAGAGCAAAAAGAAUCCAACGGAAAACGAACUGAAGGCACGUGUAUCAACAAAAGUAAUUCAUCUGUCUAAGUGGUUUAUGGAAAAGUAUAUGGCGGGAAAUGAAGCAAGUAAAGAUUUGAGCGAUCCAAACAAUUGCCGGUGUUGCAAGGCGGAAGCUGCAUGUUCCAACACGAUGCUGGACGAUCUAGAUCUUGAAGAGGAAGAAUUGAGUUUCCUUGACAACGGUGAUACUGUUGAAUCAUCGUCUCCAGACGAAGAUUUCCGAUUCCCAAGUCCAGUUAAGAAUAUGCCAACAUUAGAAAAGUCCGAGCGGGAUCUUAAAAACCCUGACAAAGAUGUUAACAAGGUUAAUGCAGGUAAUGUGCGUAAAACCUCAGCAGUUGAGAGGAAACCACCUGUAAAAUCUGCAAUCAGCAUUCGCUCUUCCACACCCAUGCCAAAGAGUGCAAAGUCAACUACAUCAACUGAGAUUUCCCGGAAGAAGCAAGAAAAGUCUCAGAGUGCAAAGUCAACUACAUCAACUGAGAUUUCCCGGAAGAAGCAAGAAAAGUCUCAGAGUGCAAAGUCAACAACUUCAACUGAGAUUUGCCGGAAGUCGUACAUUGCGUCGUACAUGAAUAGGUCUACAAGUCCUGCUGAACGGGCGAAAUAUGUCCGGAACAGGCUCAUGAAAAUGUACGCCAACGACAAGGUUGUGAUACAAGCAGACGGGGCAAACGAACUUCCACCUCUGUUGAUUCAAUCUUUGAAUUCAACUUCCAAUUCGACGUCACCAAUUUCUGUAAAGUCAGCUACUAAGGAAGCAUCAACGUCACCUCCAUGUGGUUUCACGGCAACACGUCAUUCAGGGACAGGGGCGUGUGGGUGGCGGCCUCAACAUCAGAGGAUAAGUAAUAGCGUGAAACCCAAGAAAAUCAUGAUGCUACAUUCCACUGCCUUGUGAAUCUUAUCAUGUCAAUAAUUACCGGAAUAAAUUUGAUUGAAAACCAGAA